AUGUCUAUCGUGCCAUCCAACCUGACUUUCCUCUCCUGGGGCAGCACCGCGGGUCUUGUCUACAGCGAUCCCAAAACCAACGUCGUUGCCUGGUUGAGGUAUACUGGCACCGAGCUCAGUCCAACGGGCGGCGGCCAGCCUGAUACGCAGCAAUACGCGGUGCAAAAUGCAAUUCUAGUUGGAAAAAAGACCAUCGUCGAGGCUCAUCCUGGCAAGGUUGCAGCAUUCCAUUACUUGGACAAAGUGGGCGGCCAGGAGAUAUAUCAAAUUCGCUUGUACUACAUCCAAAAGACACAGCCGAAAGACGACGCUGGCGAACCAAACCAAAUCAGGCAAGUCUGUUAUACUCAGUCAGUCGCCGACUUCAAGGCAAACAAGCCAUCCGAAUGGUAUCGAGGUCCCAAGGGCGCCGAUACUUUCGACGUCAAAAAGUUCAUCGCCGCCCCGGACUCGCCACUCACCGUGGGGUUCGAUCAGGGAUUUGUGAGGCUCUACUACAAGAGGCCUGAUGAGAACAAGCUGCGGGUUGCGUUCACCACCGGCAGCCCUUCUCCCGAUGGGAACGACGUGUGGAAGGAGCGGGUGGCUGCUGAAAAGUUUUGA
Molecule: messenger RNA, 603 nt
Organism: Cladophialophora carrionii CBS 160.54
Lineage: Eukaryota; Fungi; Ascomycota; Eurotiomycetes; Chaetothyriales; Herpotrichiellaceae
Exons: 2
Coding region: 1-603 (200 amino acids)
Source: RefSeq, a predicted model, not a curated record